Molecule: messenger RNA, 6444 nt
Organism: Symbiodinium natans
Lineage: Eukaryota; Dinophyceae; Suessiales; Symbiodiniaceae
Source: the annotation of a GenBank genome assembly
AUGGAAAUGGGAAUAUAUCUGCCCACUGUGGAUUUGGGGACGGGAGUCACCGCGCUCGAGGUCUUUGCCAGCCUUCGUCAGGUCUGUGUGUUGCUGCACGGUGGCUCCGUGAAGUGCUGGGGACGCGGAUACGCCCUGGGUUUGGGUGACACGAUGGAUCGCGGCGACAUAUCAGACCACAUGGGCGAUCGGCUACCCUUCGUUGACCUCGGCACCGACUUCCACGCUGUGCAAAUCACCUCAGGGCACCGGCACACUUGUGCAUUGUCAAGCCUAGGCAAGCUCAAGUGCUGGGGCCGUGGCCCCGCCGUCGGCCUGAACUUCUCGACCAGAAGUAGUGCCGGCGUGGGGAACUCGCCCAACGAAAUGGGCGACCAGUUGCCCUUCUUGGAUUUGGGCCUCGAAGUUCUGCAGAUCUCUGCAGGCAACUACCACACCUGCGCAGUGCUGGUGGAUGACUCCUUGAAGUGCUGGGGCGAGAAUGGGUGGGGCCAAUUGGGCCACGGUAACAGCGACUCUGUACAGCCUUCGGCGGAUGCAAACCUCCCCAAGACUCUGCUAGGCAGCGGCGUGUCCGUCAUGAAGGUGGCAGCUGGCGGAUGGCACACCUGUGCCAUGCUGCAAGAUGAGACUCUGAAGUGCUGGGGCCGAAAUUCACAUGGACAGCUCGGAAUGGGGACUAGUGUGGUGAUGCUGGGCAAUCAGCCGGAACACAUGGGCGAUGCCUUGCACCCCGUCGAGCUGAACAACCUCAGAGUACGCGAGGUCAUGGGAGGCAUCCAUCUGACCUGCGUGCGGCUGGAGGAGGACAGCGUACGCUGCUGGGGCCUCAACAACAAUGGAGAGCUUGGCGUUGGGCACACCAAGAAUGUGGGUGGUGACCCGGGCGACAUGGGAUCAGCCCUCGUGCCCACCGAGCUCUUUGAAAAAGAAAAGCCGGGUGCUGGCCUUGAGGGUCUGAGCAUUGGUGAAGGCUCAAAUGAGGGCUGGUUGCUGCUGCAGCACAAUGGCUCUUUUGGGCUGGUCUGCGAUGACGGCUUCACGGAUGCCACAGCGCAGGUGGUCUGCCGGGAUAUUGGCAUGGCAGGCGGCCGAGCCUUGCUCAGGGACCCCGCCUCCGACCCUUCGCUGGACGAGACGGUUGCGGCGCUUGCCUCGUCUGAAAUCCUGGCCGACAGCCUCGUGUGUGAGGGCACGGAAAUCUUCCUGCGGGACUGCAGCUUCCGAGGUUGGCACACCCACGACUGCUCUGCUCGGGAAGCUGCAGGCGUGCGGUGCUACUUGGAUGCCUGGAGCGAGUACACGGCGGCAACUGGUCCCGAGCGGCGCCAGGACCAGAGCAUGAUCUGGGACGCGGACACUUCUUCUGCUCUGAUGUUUGGAGGCCAAGCUUCCAACACCUUUCAGUACUUCAAUGACCUCUGGCAGUUCCACUGGCCUUCGCGAAGCUGGGCCGAAAUGCAGACAGAUUUUGGUCCAUCGCCCAGAUUCGGCCACAGCGCCGUUUGGGAUGUCGUGUCGCGCACCAUGCUGAUCUUGGGCGGAACUCACAUGCGCGAGACUUACGGCGACAUGUGGGCCUACGAGAGCACACGAAACCGGUGGACACUGUGGCUUUCGAGCAAAGGGCCCGGGCCGCGUGUAUACCACACUGCCGUAUGGGACCCGCUGCAUCGGGCCAUGCUGGUAUUCGGUGGAGAGAGUGGGGUGGACAUCCUGGCGGAGCUCCACUACUUCAGCUUCGUGAACCGAGCGUGGUGGCCACUGACGAUUGGUUUAGGGCCACGCAGCAAGCACACAGCUGUGUGGGAUGCCGCCACCCGGAGCAUGCUCGUCUUUGGGGGCUUGGACGGGCAAAGUUACCUUUCAAACCUCCAGCGCUAUGACGCCAACUCCGACAGCUGGACCGAAGUCGCAGCUGCCGGCACCGUGCCAUGGCCACGAGGUGGGCAUGCUGCGGCUUGGGACCCUGCCUCCGCCAGCAUGCUUGUGUUUGGAGGUGUGCAGAACCGAAGCAACACGCUCAGCUUCAGCGACGGCUUCUUUAGCUUCAGCGUCCUCACUGGCAUCUGGACCGAGCUUGGCCCAGGAGUUCCCGGUGCCAGUGCCGAUCUGCCCCAGGGCCCAUCCGCGCGCGCUUCCCCAAGUCUGGUCUUCGACGCAGCCUCUCCAGCAUUGCUGCUCUUUGGCGGCUUCAACGGCUCCUACCUGGGUGAGACCUGGAGAUAUGUCAUGACACCUACAGCUCCCACUCCAACUUUGCGCUGCCAGCUGGGCCAGCCUUGCCCAGCAGGUACGGAAGCUGGCAACCUGAGCAUGGACAUUUUUUGGAUAAAGACCAGCUGCCAAAGUUCCCAUGGCUUGCCGCCUUUGGAUGGCACGCGCUUGUUCAUGGAGCCGGACAGCUACCAACUGUGUUCCUGCGUUGGGAGUCCAAGUUGCAUCCAAGCACAAGAUCACACCACCCCCGUUGGCCGCUUCAUUGCCGAAGGGCCGUAUGCCAACCAGUCUGCAAAUUGCUACAUUGGCUGGAAGUGCACUGUCCCUGUCUGGAUGGGCGUCGGCAUCUCUAUCAACGAUUCCCUGAUCGCGCGGGAUGAUUGCGAACAUAUGCUUGCAUCAACGUAUACCUUGGUUGUCACAAUAUACAAAUCUGCCAAUGCUUUGCUCCUGGAUGCGGGAAUGAUAGACUCGGCCGGAACACCACAAGUUGUGGAGCUUUGCUGGUGCCCCUUCAACCAUUCCUGCGAUUCCGCGGAGGACUUCCAGGCAACGGCACUGCGCCUUCACAUCCAGUGCCCGCCGGGGCAAUACGAGCUGGAGAGCGCAUGCCAUGUCUGCCCUGCAGACCAGUACUGCCCGGGAGGCCAGCAGUUGCGAAGCUGCCCGCAUGCGAGCACAGCCCCCAUCGGCUCCAGUGACGUUACCGACUGUGCGUGCCUCAUCGGCUUUUACUGGGUUGCUGAGAGCCGCGCCUGCUUAAGCUGCCCAUACGGCUCAAGCACUGCACAGGCAGGUGCCACCUCGAUUGCUUCGUGCUCCUGCCUUCCGGACUUUGCAAGCACUCAGCCAGAGAACCCUUCCGUGUGCGAAUGUGGUCCAGGAUUUGGCUUUGAUGUUCGGCGAGGAAUUUGUGAAGCAUGCCCCAAGGGAGCCUAUAAGGGCGUGGCUGGGAACAGCCUUUGCUCCAGCUGUCCGGCCGACACGUCCACGUUGCAUCUGGCAUCCAGAUCGGCUGCCGACUGCUUGUGUCGGCCGGGCCUCUUUGGGGACGCGGGGAGUUGCAUUGAAUGCCGGGAAGGUUUCUUUUGCAAUGGCACAGGUGUAGAAAUCCCAUGUCAGGCAGGCGCCAUAUCCACCCGACAAGCAAGGUCUGUUGACGAGUGCGUAUGCAUGGAGGGCCGCUACCGGUCUGGUCUUUCGGGAUCUUUGUGUGAGCUUUGCCCAAGAGGCAGGUACAAGGAGGCGGUAGGUGAUGAUGGCUUUUGCCUUCUUCAGUGCCCUGCCAACGCUGACAGCGAGCCAGGAUCAACAGCUCGAACAGCAUGCUUCUGCGAGCCGGGUUCUUUUGCGGAGUUUGACUCCCAGGGCACAUUGUCCAGAUGUGCGAGCUGUGCUACCCUUCCCAAUCUCCACUGCCCUGGAGGCUUUGGCAAAAGCUCCGGCAACCAGUCCGACCAGACCCAUGAAAUGCCGGUAGCAAAACCUGGCUUUUUUCAGACAGGUGUUGUGACGGUCUACAAGUGCAGUGUGAUGACUGAAGGUGGUACUAGUGCUUGCCUAGGCGGGCAAGGGAGCCUCUGUGCAGAAGGCUCCGCCGGAAUGUUGUGUGGCGAGUGCCCGGCCAAGUGGGCCCGAGAGGGGUUUCAGAGCCCUUGCCAGCCGUGCCCGGCUUCACAGGCACUUUCGGCAGCAGUUCUCGCCAUUCUGGGAGAUGUGAGUAUGAAUGCUGCCAUCAGCCUCGUGAUCGCUUCCCUGGCGGCCACCGAUGCUGUGAGGCGCAGCGGAAGGCUGCAUACCAGCAUGAUCAGGAUGGGCACGCAAUGGGUGGCGGCUUGCUCCGUCCUCAAUGUCUUUCAACUCGACCAGGUACACAUGCUGGGCUUUUCAGAGAGCUCAGGUCCCAGCAGCAGCGGUCUUCUCGCUUGGCCAGCCAGCGUCCGUGCAGCCAUGGACAGGUACUUUCAGUUCUUGUCGCUGGGCCAGACGGUGGUGUCGGUGAAGUCAGCCGUCCAGUGCUAUGCCCAAGAACUCUUUCCCAUGGACCCAGCUGCCCCAACCUGGUUUCUUGGCCUCUACUACUUGUGCUUGCCAGUGCUCGUCAUCCUUGACAUAGUGCUUCUGAGCUCCGCCGUGGUUUACGUUCUGGUGCCCUUCGCCCAGCGCUAUGGGCUUGCAUUCAACCAAGUUGCCAGAAGGCAGAAGCAACGAGAGGCCGCAACAAGACGUCUGUGCUCUGCAGUGGAGGAUGAUCUCCCAAAGGCGGGCUUGAGAUGGCAGGACCUUGUGGAGUCGGGAGCACUUGACAUUACUCUUGCGCAGUUGCACAAAGCAGCAAAUGAGCCCAAUGCUUUCCUUCGAGCCGCGGUCGCUUCCAGCCCAGAGUUCCUGGCCAAAGCGUUGGAUGCCAGGGCAGCUGCUACUAAUCAAGACAGCUGCGCUGUUGAGCUUGCAUUGCUUUCUCAAGAGGCCCACUUCACUAAUCUUGUGAAGGAGUCGGACGGUUUUCAGGACCUAGAGGCCUUUCUGGACGAUAUCUACAAGAAGUUGAAGGCAGCACCAACUGCGCAAAGUCACGGAAGACAGAACGAACCUGGAAGCAACAGGAGAAAUGUGGAAGAGGCCAGCCCUUCAACCUCGUUCUCCUUCUCAAGGAAGAGGAGAAUCAGAAAUGUGGAGGAGGCCAGCCCUUCAACCUCGAAUUCCUGCUCAAGGAAGCCAAGCAACACCAGCUACGACCUGGACCUCGAUGCCGCGAUGGACUCUCUUGACUUUGGCCUCUUCGGCUCCAGACCACGCUGCUCCGACCUGUUGCACCAAAGCGUACCGGUGAUUUGGAUUGGCCUGGUCUACUUGUGGCCGGUCUUGCUUUCUGGUUUUCUUCGCAUGUUGUGGUGCGUUCCCAUCCCAGAAGAUGGCGAGGAUGAAGGUUUGACCUUCAUUUACCGCCUCCUGCCCAGCCCAGAGAUUCAGUGUUGGGCAGAUCCUCACUUUCCAUCUGCGGUAACGGCCUGCGUGGGCCUCCUUGUGUGGUGUGUCGGCAUUCCUGGCACGCUAGCGCUGCGAUUGCUUCUUCUUGCUGAUAGGCACUCACCCGGCAAUUUUCGAAAGUAUGGGUUUUUCAUUCUGGGCUAUGAGGCCAAGUACUGGUGGUGGGACAUCAUCGUCAAAAGACUCGAUUUGAGCGUCAUGAUGCUCAUCACGUACACCUCCAUAGUGCCAAGCCCCGAAGGCAAACUGCUGUGCUAUCCGGUGCUCUCUGGAUUGCAGCUCGGCCUUGCUGCUUGGAUAGCACCCUUUACCAAUGAGCAGGCUGGUGUGCUUGACGUGCUCGAAGUGGCUUUGCAGACUUCGCGCUUUCUUCUAUUUAGCGCCGUGGUGGCACUGAUGGUUCUGUUGCCCAGUCAGGCAGCAACCGUGGGGCUUGCAUUCGCAGUCCUGGUUCUAGUGAUGGCGGCUGGUGCCUAUUUGGUUGUCCACGUGGCUUCGCAGAUCUUCAGAGAUGUGUCUUAUGCCUCUGGAGUGCGUCACGGGAAUGCCUUGAUGAAGUUCUUAGGUUCCGUCAAGGACUCUGUGCUGAACGUUGCUGUGCCGCUGUUCAAGCAAGCCGAGGAGGAGAACCUUCGGCUGACAUGGUCAUUUGACCAUGACAUGAUGACUACAGUGUUGCCAUCUCCGCCUCCCCAUAAUGGAUGUUGGCGGACGUGGAUGUUCCUACGGCGCUUUCGGGCAGAAGUGCUUCGAAUGAGCGACCAUCAUCAGCAUGCUGUGCUCCUGAAGGCGAGUGGUGAAUUCACGGCAUUCUGCCUGACUGAGUUGAAGCAGACUGGGCUGCCGUUUGAAUGCCUUGGUAUCCUAUGCCGCCUUGCCACGGCAAACCAGCGGCUGCCAAACCAAAUUGUCAAAACGCGCAUUGCGCAAGAAUGGUCAAUCCAAAUGUCCGCGCUUGCAGAUGAACCUGGGCCAAAGACAUGCGCGCCGCAAGAUUUCGAGCGUGCAAUGGUGCGCUUGAGCCAGAUGCCGAAAGAGCAUGCUGUGCAGCUUGUCCAGAAGGCGGCAAGACUACGGAGUAAGGAACUUGGCCUGAGCAAGGAGGACCUCAAGACAGGCGACGAGGCCGAAGGUGCAGGCGAUGAGGCCCUUCGGGAGAUCCCUGUGGCAGACCUUGGAGACCCAGUCUGCCCAGAUACUUCGCAAUCCGACGACGUCUCCGUGUACAUGUAA